AUGCGCUUCCUUGCAGCUCUGGCAGCUCUCAUCCCAUUUGUUGCCGCCAGUGGUGGUGAUGUGGUUGGCCGUAUUCCCGACCAUGUCAACCAUGAAGCAUAUUGGCGAGAUGCCGGUAACAAAGCGGGCAAGUCCGUGUGCUUCGUGCCUCCGGAUGGCAAUGGAGGCGACGAUGCGCAUGCCAUCAUGCGUGCCUUAAAUCACGACUGCAGAAAACACAGCAUCGUUGUCUUCCCCGGGCCUGUCUACAAUAUCAAGAGCAACAUGACCACCCUCAAUAUGGAGGAUGUUUACAUUCAUCACUUUGGUCGCUUCCUCUGGAGCACUGACAUUGACUAUUGGCUGUCAGUGUCGAUGCCAGUAGGUUUUCAGAAUCAGAGCACAGUCUGGUAUUUUGGCGGUGACAAAAUUACCGUUGAUGGCCACGGGACAGGAACCCUCGACGGGAAUGGUCAGGUUUGGUACGACUGGGCUAAGGGUGAAGGAAACCUUCCACAUCGCCCGAUGAUGAUCAACUGGCGCAAUUUGACCAACUCGAAAGUUCUUGGCCUGCGUUUCGUGCAGAGUCAAAUGUGGACGAUGGCCGUCACCUACUCGAAGCGCCUCGAAUUCACAGACAUUUACGUCAACAACACAUCAACGAGCAAGUGGAGCACCCUGAAUACGGACGGUAUUGACACAAUUUACUCGGACGACAUCACCUUACGGAGGUGGCGCAUCAAGAGCGGCGACGACGGCGUCGCACUCAAGGGCAAUUCGAGCAAUAUCCGCGUGUUUGACACCGAAAUCUACGGCGGCCAGGGUCUUGCCAUCGGCUCGGUCGGACAAUACAAAGACCAAUACGAACACGUUACAAAUUUUCUGGCCAAGAACGUCACUCUCUACGACACGACCUACGCCAUCUAUCUGAAAACUUGGGGCGGCGACUCCAAGGGCUACCCCCCCAACGGAGGCGGCGGCGGCCUGGGACUGAUGUCGGGCAUCGUACUUGAAGACAUCAAGCUUGAAGGUGUACGCAAGUAUCCUCUUUUUGCGUGGCAGUGCGAAAACUACGAGGGUGGCCUCGGCAAGGACUGCCAGUCGUCGAAAUUCCAAAUGCACGACUUCACAGCCAGUUCUAUCAGCGGUUGGGGCACGCAGGACGUGGAUCAUGCUGGGUGGUUUCAGUGCAGUGCCGCAGCAGGAGGCUGCAGUAACUUUACCGUCUCCGACGUCCAUGUUACUCGGGGAAGAGGUGGUGACGAGCUCAAGUCGUGGCACUGCGAGAACAUGCACGACCACGUUGGUUUUGAGUGCACUGAUUGA
Messenger RNA from Akanthomyces muscarius, 1305 nucleotides. RefSeq lists its product as uncharacterized. Gene Ontology annotation, biological process: carbohydrate metabolic process. Gene Ontology annotation, molecular function: polygalacturonase activity. The transcript has a single exon. Bases 1 to 1305 code for a protein of 434 amino acids. The record is from RefSeq and is a predicted model, not a curated record. Lineage: Eukaryota; Fungi; Ascomycota; Sordariomycetes; Hypocreales; Cordycipitaceae.